Messenger RNA from Rubroshorea leprosula, 1789 nucleotides. Lineage: Eukaryota; Viridiplantae; Streptophyta; Magnoliopsida; Malvales; Dipterocarpaceae. The record is from the annotation of a GenBank genome assembly.
ACGUAAACGUGAUGUGUACGCGCUCUUGAAAAGGCGUUUACAUUGGAUACAACAGGAUUGACCACCACAUCUCCCUCUCCCUAAGUCACUUCCCUUAUACUUCUUCUUUCCAUUGCUCCCUCCCUUCCUCACAGCCAUUCUUUCCAAGUUUCUUCACCGAAAUAUGCUGAUUUCCCCAUUUACCCAAGAAACUCAGGCCACUCCUUCGAAAUAGUUUCUCCUUUCUCGGCAAUGAACUAUGGGUUUCAUCCAGCGACUCUUCGGCAUCAAAAAGUCCACUAAUAAUCUCCGGCCGGAGAAGGAUAGGCGACGCUGGAGUUUCAUCAGAUCUUCUAAUACCACGCAGUCCAAAAGCAACAAAUCUUCCGUUCCUGUUACGGGCGAUGACACCUUGGAUGCCAACAAACACGCCAUUGCUGUUGCAGCAGCCACCGCUGCUGCUGCUGAGGCAGCACUCGCGGCGGUUCAUGCAGCGGCUGAGGUAGUGAGACUGACGACUGGUGGAGGCGGAGGCGGAGGCGGAGGAUGUCGUGUUGGCAGCCACCGGCACUUGGCACAAGAAAUGGCGGCAGUCAAAAUACAAUCCGCCUUUCGAGGUUACUUGGCAAAGAGGGCAUUAAGGGCAUUGAAAGCAUUGGUUAAGCUUCAAGCACUAGUAAGAGGCCACAUUGUGAGAAAACAAACUGCUGAUAUGCUCAGGCGCAUGCAAACAUUAGUCAGACUGCAGGCCAGAGCACGUUCUAGUCGUGCUUACAUAACUGAAUCAUUCAAUUCUAGAAGCAAGUUGAGCCAAUCCCGCAGUAGUGUCCCUGCUAGCCCUGUCAAAUGUAAAUCCCAACUUUGUACACAUAGUACCAAAUUUGAUGGGCCAUCAAUCCUUAAGAGAUGUUCUAAUUCAAACUUAAGGGACAUCAAUGACCUAGAGAAAGCGAGGAUGGGUCCCAAUUGGUUGGAUAGUUGGAUGGAAGAGAAUUCUCAGUACAAGCAUGGAAAUGCUUUAGUUCAACAUGACCAUGGUGACGAUGGGAAGAGUGACAAGAUCCUUGAAGUAGAUACUUGGAAGCCUCAUUUGAAUUUCCAACAAAGCAACAGAAACUUCAAGACAUCUCAGCAUGGUUUGUCUUCAGAUUAUAACAAUUACAGCUUCAUGACAUUCGACUCUCCAAGAAAAUUUCCCACAAAAGCUUCAAGUCCAGUCCUAAGUGUCUCUUCCGGGGAUGUUUUAUCACCAAGGUCUAUGAAAUACCCUGGAGAAAAAGAUGAAGUUGUUCUAUUGACUGCAGACAACAGUCCACAUGUCCUUUCAGCAUCAUCAAGACAUGGAAAUAGUGCCAGGAGAAGUCCUUGCACUUCCACAAGGAGUGAGGGCUCUUGGGGCUACUUUGGAGGGUACUCAGGUCACCAAAAUUACAUGGCUAACACAGAAUCAUCCCGGGCCAAGUAUAGGUCUCAGAGUGCCCCAAGGCAAAGGCUCGAGUUCGUCAACCAUGGUUCAAUGAGAAGAAGCGAGCAGGAUCCAUGGGAUGCCAGGACUACCACAGAUUCUGAAAGAGAUUUUUCUCUACCUGCUGACUAUAGGCACCAGGCUUACCAUCCUGUAUCCAGUUUCAUGUACAGGCUUGGAACUGCCAAUCAAGGUUGAUUGUGCUUGUUUUCUUUCAGUGUGUGGCCUACUGUCAGCCAUGCCAGAGCUGUAAUUGUUUCUCAAUGACUUUACGUAAAAAUAACUCAACAUCUUUAAGCAAUUAGUCUGUACCUUAGAAAUGUUAGCUUACAUUCACAUGCAUUA